Molecule: messenger RNA, 4534 nt
Organism: Scomber japonicus (chub mackerel)
Lineage: Eukaryota; Metazoa; Chordata; Actinopteri; Scombriformes; Scombridae
Gene: plcg2
Product: phospholipase C, gamma 2
Exons: 33
Coding region: 143-3895 (1250 amino acids)
Biological process (GO): phospholipid catabolic process; positive regulation of epithelial cell migration; phosphatidylinositol-mediated signaling
Molecular function (GO): phosphatidylinositol-4,5-bisphosphate phospholipase C activity; protein binding
Source: RefSeq, a predicted model, not a curated record
GACCGUUUUGCGGCUGGCCUUUUUGUCAACACUCUACAUCCUCUCCAGCUUCAUUUCAUAACUUUCAAAUCAUGAUUAGAUAGAAAACAAGUGGCAACUUCGUCGAGCUGAGAAGAUUUUUUUUCACUCACAAGCUGCAGAGAUGGCUCACUGGGGGCAGCAGGGGGAGAUGACGGAGUACAAGAAGAGCAUGAUCAAACGGGAGAUGGAGAUGGGCGUGGUCAUGACGGUGUUCCGACAGAAGGCGGAGCGGCUCACCGUGCAGGUCAUCAUGGAGACCCGGCAGGUGGCAUGGACACGCACCGCAGACAAGAAUGAUGGUGUCUUGGACCUGUUUGAGAUCAGAGAGAUCCGUGAAGGGAGGAACUCCAAGGACUUUGAGCGCUUUAAAGAUGGCAAAGACAAACACAAUGAAAAUACCUGCUUCACAAUCUUCUACGGCUCACAGUUUGUUCUCAGCACCUUGAGUCUGGGAGCUGAUACUCCGGAGGAGGCGCAGAAAUGGCUGACAGGACUUGAACUGCUGAGGCAGGAGACAUUGGUGGCUCCAUCUCCAGUUCUUAUAGAGAGUUGGCUGAGGAAGCAGAUGUAUGCAGUCAAUCAGACAAAAACAAACAGCAUCUCCAUGAAGGAGCUGAAGGCUUUGCUUCCUCUGCUCAACUACAAGGCUCCUAGCUCUCGAACCCUCAAAGACAGAUUCCUGGAAGUGGGAGCAAAGAAAGACCGCCUGGAUUUUGAGCAGUUUCAUAAAUUGUACAAUCUUAUAAUGUUUGAACAGAACGAGAUCCUUGAAGAGUUCAAAAAGGAAUCAUGUGCUUUUAUUCUUGGUAACACAGAUAAGCCUGAUGCCUCAGCAGUUCUGCUCCAUGAUUUCCAGCGAUUUCUCAUCUACCAGCAGAAGGAACCAUGGGCCAGCGAUUUGAACCAGGUCAGAGAACUGAUGACCACCUUCAUCGACGACACAAUGAGAAAAACCAACGACCCUGAGUUUACCGUCAGCGAGUUCCUCAGUUUCCUGUUCUCCAAGGAGAACUCUGUGUGGGACGAGAAGUACUCAGAGAUCAGCAACCUGGACAUGAACAACCCUCUGUCCCAUUACUGGAUCAACUCCUCACACAACACCUACCUGACAGGUGAUCAGCUUCGUAGUGAGUCCUCCACAGAGGCUUAUGUACGGUGUCUGCGCCUGGGAUGCCGCUGUGUUGAAUUGGACUGCUGGGAAGGACCUGGGGAGCCAAUCAUCUACCACGGCUGGACCAGGACGACCAAGAUCAAGUUUGAGGAUGUGGUUAAAGCCAUCAACGAUCACGCUUUUGUCACCUCAGAGUAUCCAGUCAUCCUGUCCAUUGAGGAACAUUGCCCACUGGAGCAGCAGCGCCAGAUGGCUCGUAUCUUCAAAGAAGUGUUUGGAGACAAACUGCUGACUGAAUCUGUGGAACAGAUGGCUGAGCAGCUACCUUCACCCACACAGCUGAAGGGCAAGAUCAUACUCAAGCACAAGAAGCUCAGGGAGGGAGGAGCAACCACCAAAGAUUUAAGGAAGGGGCAGAAACAGGGACAACUGGAGAUGUGGGACCCUGUGGACCAGCGGUGGAACAAGCACUACUGUGUGAUCUCUGAUGACAAGCUGUACUAUUCAGAGGAGAAUGAGGAGGAGGAAGAAGAUCUCAGAAAGUUCCAGGACCUGCACUCUACCGAGCCAUGGUUUCACGGUCGCAUGAAGGAGGGCAGGCUGAUGGCCGAACGACUGAUCUAUGAUUACUGUGCAGAGACCGGGGGAAGAGAUGGGACCUUCUUGGUCAGGGAGAGUGACACUUACGUGACAGACUUCACUCUCUCCUUCUGGCGCAGUGGAAGAGUCCAGCACUGUCGUAUUCGCUCUGGUUCAGAGGGAACACACCAAUAUUUCUUCCUGACGCCAAACCUGCACUUUCCCAAUGUGUAUGCUUUGAUCCAGCACUACAGAGAAAACCCGCUGCGGUGCCAAGACUUUGAGCUGCGCCUCACUGACCCUGUACCUCAGCCCAACCCACAUCUAAAAGAAGGGUGGUUCUACAGUAGCCUGAGCAGAGGUCAGGCCGAGGAUUACCUGCUGAGGAUUCCCAGAGAUGGAGCUUUCCUCAUCAGACAGAGGGAAGGAGAAGCAGACUCCUAUGCCAUCACUUUCAGAGGUGACGGGAAGGUGAAACACUGCCGGAUCCAGAAGGAGGGCGCCAUGUAUCUGCUGGGCACCACUACAGAGUUUGAGAGCCUGGUGGAUCUGGUCAACUACUUUAAGAAGAAGCCACUGUAUCGCAAGAUCAAGCUUCGUUACCCAGUCACCCCUGAGCUAGUGGACCGUUUCAGCACAGAGAAAGACUGUGCCUCUCUGUAUGAAAUGAAGACAUAUGUGGAACCCAACGAGAUUGAGCCGUCACUGCCUCAGAGCACUGUUAAGGCUAUAUAUGCCUACCAGGCUGUAAGGCCAGAUGAGCUCAGCUUCAAUAAAGGCGCUUUGAUACACAACGUAUCAAAGGAGAAUGAUGGAUGGUGGAAAGGUGACCAUGGUGGAAAGCUGCAGCUGUUCUUCCCAGCCAACUAUGUAGAGGAAGUGUCCAACAACACCAAGCCUGAGACCAAAGGACAGGAUAUGGAAGAUAAUCCACUGGGGGAACUAUGUAAGGGUGUCGUGGACAUCUCCAGGUGCAACAUCCAGAACUUGAAGAAUGGUAAAAACAAGAAGCCCCAUGUGUUGACCCUGCAGGACAAAGAGCAGGACAGUCUGCAGUUUGACCUGGCAGCAGACUCUCUGGAGGAGCUGUUUGCAUGGUACCAGGUGGGCUGGGACAUCACUCAGAGGGAGAUGAACAAGCAGUACAACAGAGAACAAGAGAUCAGGCAGCAGGAGGAAGUGGAGAAGAAGGCAGAGGUUGCCAUGGAGAUGUCGGACUUGGUGGUCUACUGUCAGCCGCGCAGCAAGGACAAAGACCGCUUUGACGGUUACACCUACACAGAGAUCCGUUCCUUCGUGGAGAAUAAGACGCCGGGGAAGAGCCGCACCAAAGACUUCCUGCAGUACAACCGCAAGGCUCUGAGUCGGAUCUACCCAAAAGGCCAGCGUGUGGAGUCUUCCAACUACGACCCCUACUCUCUGUGGGCUGUGGGCUGUCACAUGGUGGCUCUCAACUUCCAGACUGCAGAUAAAUACACCCAGCUGAACAGUGCUCUCUUCAGUCUGAAUGGAUGCACAGGUUACAUUCUGCAGCCGGAGCUCAUGCGCUAUGAUAACUACGACCCUCUACAGAAGAAGAAAAUCAAGUACAACAUCGUGGUUAGGGUGAUUGCUGCCAGACAUCUUCCUAAGCCUGGCCGCAGCAUCGCCAGUCCAUUCGUAGAGAUCGAGCUGUGCGGACACACUGAAGAAAAGUUUAAGACCAUCGUCUACCGAGACAACGGUCUGAACCCAGUGUGGAAAGCCCCAGCCGAGCCUGUGGUCUUCACUGUGUAUGAGCCUGAGCUCACCUUCCUGCGCUUUGUCGUCAACGAGGAGGACAUGUUCUCAGACCCCAACUUCCUGGCUCAGGCCACAUUUCCCGUCAAAGGCAUUCGCUCUGGUUACCGCUCUGUACCACUAAAGAACGGCUACAGUGAAAACUUAGAGCUAGCCUCUCUGUUGGUCUACAUCAACGUCCAGCAGGCAGGGAAAGCGGAGGAGGAGCUGUACUCGUCCUCCAGUCAGCUGAAGAAAAAGCAGGCGGAGGUCUGCAGCGAACCCUUCCUGUACGACACACACACCAACAUCCAGCCACGCUCCGCUGUCCCCCGCCAACACAACAACCUCAUGAGAGAGUACAGCACCAGCGAGAGACACAAGACAAAAGAAAAGAAAAUAAACAACAGCAAGUUCUACUCCUGAGGACUCAAAUGAACAUCUGUCCUUCCUGCCUGAGUGAUGGAGAAAUGCCAACUACAAAUUGUGUUGUAAUUUUUUUCAUUUUUAUAUGAGAAUGGUCCCAAAAAAGUCAAGAGUCCAAUGUUACUCAAUGGUUUAAUAUUUAUUUAAAGUUAGGAAAUCAGCGCUGAACAGUCCUACAUUCAAUCUGUUUUCAAACUGCAUUGUUGCAUUAGAGCUGGACAACACAACAUAUUUAGGUGAUAUUUAUUUUUAAUGAAAGAGGAGAAGUGAAACAGUAGAUUGUCCGUCUGCCAGGGAGCUUGUGUUGAAUUCAUCGUUUUUUAAUUUAAAAAAAAAAAAUUUAGCAUCUGCUUUCAAAUAUUGAUGAGUGUAACAGACAGAGGCAAACUGAUGGUGUAGAAAAGUUGUUUUUUUUUUGCUCUGCGUGACAUAAUUUUCUCUGUACGAUGAUGUUUGUAUUCUUUGAAAGUCAAGUCAGAUGAAUGAAAACGUAAUGAGAACAUUUCAUGUAUUUAAUUUGUACCGCACUUUUCAUUCAUUCAUAGUGAAUCUCAAAAAGUUGUUGAAUUAUGUUGUAAUGUUUAUGUCUCUGCUAUAUUUCCCCUGUGAUUUCCUUAUGAAUUGAGCCAAUAAAGUAUG